UUAUGAGAGAGCACACUGAAGGUAAGGAUCUUGUGCGGUCGGGGGUCACACGCUUUGCUACCAAUUUCCUCACCUUGCAGAGCAUACUUGCUACAUUGCCCAACCUGAAGCGGAUGUUCGUGAGUGAAAGAUGGUUGGGGAGUCCUUAUGCUACAAAGCUUGAAGCAGAGAAGGUUGUGAUUGCCAUUUUUGAUACUAAUUUUGCCAAGAUAGUGGAGGAGAUCAUCAAUGUGUCGGAACCGUUGGUGAGGGUGCUACGAAUGGUGGAUGGGGAUCAUAACUCCAUGGGGUAUCUAUAUGAGGCCAUGGAUAAGGCCAAAGAGGCGAUUCAACACUUGUAUGGGUCAAACAAGACCAAGUAUGAACCCAUAUGGCGCAUAAUUGAUCGGAGGUGGAACCAUCAACUCCACCAACAUAUUCAUGCUGCUGCCUACUUCUUGAAUCCCAAGUUUUUUUACUCUCCGAGUUUCAGAGCAGAUGCAGAGGUUAGAAUUGGCCUUGACACAUGCAUUCGGAGAUUAGUUGAUGAUGAGAUCCUUUGAGACCUGAUACUUGAUGAGUUGCAGAGUUAUAAGAAGGCCUUAGGGGAAUUGUUUUCUUCACCUGAUUGCAAACGUAGGAGAGCCACCUUAC
Molecule: messenger RNA, 633 nt
Organism: Cryptomeria japonica (Japanese cedar)
Lineage: Eukaryota; Viridiplantae; Streptophyta; Pinopsida; Cupressales; Cupressaceae
Exons: 2
Coding region: 3-542 (179 amino acids)
Source: RefSeq, a predicted model, not a curated record